Messenger RNA from Apis mellifera (honey bee), 2076 nucleotides. It is a transcript of the gene Ythdc1, whose product is annotated as YTH domain-containing protein 1. The coding region runs from base 517 to 1890 and encodes 457 amino acids. The record is from RefSeq and is a predicted model, not a curated record. Gene Ontology annotation, biological process: regulation of alternative mRNA splicing, via spliceosome; mRNA splicing, via spliceosome. Gene Ontology annotation, cellular component: nucleoplasm. Lineage: Eukaryota; Metazoa; Arthropoda; Insecta; Hymenoptera; Apidae. Gene Ontology annotation, molecular function: N6-methyladenosine-containing RNA reader activity; mRNA binding. The transcript is spliced from 7 exons.
UCAAUAAUAAAUUAAAAAUACUAUAUAUCUAAAAAAAUACGUAUGUAUGUAUAUGUAAGAACUUGAUAUUAUCGCUAUACAAAAUCUUAUUAAUUUGUAUAUGUAAGAAAAAAUAUUUUUAUAUCAGAUAUUUUUCGACUAAUUCUUUCUAUCGAUCAUAACGUACACGUCAUAUAAUGGUCGCCAUGGUUUAUUCAUCCGUGAGGAAAUAAUUGGAUAUUGUGUUUUUAAGGAAAAAAAAGCACAAUCCCUUGUGGAAAGUCUGCUGUGUACAUCGUGCAGAGAAAUAACAGAAAUAAAUGUUAAAUACAUAUAGUAAUCUUUGAGCAUUCUUGCGUGAGGUGCGAAGUGUGUUAAGUGAAGAACGAGUGUGCACAAAAAGUUUAAAGGCACCAGAACUGCAUUGGCUUCAUACAAGAAAACCCGAAAAAUCCAGAAGUACAAAGCCUGGAUGACGGGACAAAUGACAACAUACAUUUGAGCAAUAGUGAAAGUGAUCAAAUAAAAAGUGAAAAUAUGGACAAUAAUACAGAUGGGGACAACUUAAAUCUGAGCUGCGGCGAAAAUGAUAUAGUGGAUGAAUUAAAAAUUGCUGCAGAUGAAACUUAUGAUACACGUAGUGAAGUUUCAUCUAGCAGUUCAAAUUCUGAUUCUAGUCAACCAAGUAUAAGCUCUGUUUCCACAAAAUCUUCUCGUGGAGAUAAUAAACGCAAUCGUAAGAACAGAGGAAAACGUGCUAGAUCCAGAGAUUCUAAGUCUUCUAGUCCUGAAACAAAACGUGCAAGAUCUAAAGAAAGCAAAGGAAUUACUAAGAGCUAUGAUUAUGCUACAAAAUUAAAUUACUUAUUUAGGGAUGCAAGAUUUUUCAUCAUCAAAUCAAACAAUGCUGAAAAUGUUACAUUAUCAAAAGCUAAAGGAGUAUGGAGUACAUUACCACAAAAUGAAGCUAAUUUAAAUCAAGCUUAUAGAGAAUCAAGGAAUGUUCUGCUUAUAUUUUCUGUAAAAGAAUCAGGAAAGUUUGCUGGUUUUGCAAGAUUAAGUACAGAAUCUAGGAGAGAUGGAGCACCAAUUUCUUGGGUAUUACCACCUGGAUUGUCUGCAAAAGCUUUGGGUGGUGUAUUUAAAGUUGAUUGGAUAUGUAGAAAAGAAUUACCAUUUACGGCUACAUUACAUUUAUAUAAUCCAUGGAAUGAUGGUAAACAAGUAAAAAUCGGACGUGAUGGCCAAGAAAUUGAACCAAGAGUUGCAGAAGAAUUAUGUAGAUUAUUUCCAGAAGAUGAAGGAAUUGAAAUGACACCAAUUUUGAGAAAAUCUAAGGAAGCAGCAAAACAUAUUACGAAGUCUCGUUCAUAUCGUGAUAAUAGGCCUGUUAAUAGUAGUCCUAGAUUUUUACGUUCGAGAGGUGGUAGAGGUCGUAGACUUUUUUUAACUUCACGAUCUCGUUUAGCUUCAUUAGCUAGAGGAUCUCAUUUAACUGGUAAUGAGCAUAGAGGAUCAAGAGAUCAUCAUCAUCAUCGAUAUGCUACUUGGUUUAAUAGAAGUGAUUCUCCUUAUUCUAAAGGAUAUGGUAGUCCAGGAUUAGGUGUGGCUGCAGCAGCUGAAGCAUAUGUUGCAGAUUAUAUGCGUACUAUGCAACAUCAAUUGCCUCCUUUACCUCCUUAUGCUGCACCACAUCCAUAUGAUUCUUUACCUCCACCACCACCACCACCUAGAUAUUAUGAUGGUUUACCAUUACCACCUGACUACAGCGCAGCGGCUUCUGCUCUUGAAAAACGUAGCUAUGAAAGAAGUGUAGAUGAAUUUUUGUGGAGAACAGCAAGUCGACAUAGUCGUCAUAGUGAUCAUCGAUCCUCCCGUGAUCACCAUCAUCGAUAUAGAGAUCGUAGAUAAAAAAUUUUAAAAUUUUCAUUAAUCUUAAUAUCUUCAUUCACUUAUUCUUUCACUUUUCAUUCAUGCACAUAUUGUACGGGCUUUCGAGGUAUCGUGACAUUUAUAAUUAUGUAUCGUUACAUUUAUGAUUAAUAAUGUUUAACCGAUUAUUAAUAAUUCAAACAAAAAUAAUUUGAAAUUUUAAUU